AUGCCUGAAUGUCAUGAACGUGAAGCUUUGGGAAAUCAUACAAUAAAGUUUGUGCUUAUGAGGGGUUACUUGCAAGUAUGCAAAACUCUAAACCGAAGGAAUCUUAAAAUUGAGAACUAUAGUGUGAAGACGCCUGAUCUUCAGAGGCAUAGUGUGAAUGCACAUGAUCUUGAGAGCUUUAGUGUGAAGGCACCUGAUCUCAAAAGCCCUGGUGUCAAAUUGAAAUCAAGUCCAAAUCAAGUCCAAAUCCAAUCUAAAUCAAGUCCAAUUCAAGUCCAAGUCAAAUCGAAAUCAAGUCCAAAUCAAGUCCAAAUCAUGUCCAAUUCAAGUCCAAGUCAAAUCGAAAUCAAGUCCAAAUCAAGUCCAAAUCCAAUCCAAAUCAAGUACAAUUCAAUUCCAAUUCAAGUCCAAGUCAAUUCCAAGUCAAGUCCGAGUCAAUUUCAAGUCAAGUUCAAGUCAAGUCCAAUUCAAGUCUAA
Messenger RNA from Chironomus riparius, 477 nucleotides. The record is from the annotation of a GenBank genome assembly. Lineage: Eukaryota; Metazoa; Arthropoda; Insecta; Diptera; Chironomidae.